UCUCCGUCGAUUCCUUCGUCCUGCACACACCGAAAACUCGAAAUCUUCUUAUUCUCCUUUUUUUGUUUUUUCGUUUCAACCUUUUCCAUUCGUAAUCAUCCGAUCUCUUGCGUUCGCGAAGCAUUCUCGUAGAGGGUCGACAGCCAUGUCGGUUAGGACAGCGAAGGUCAGCAAUGUUUCACUCAGUGCAUCUGAGCAAGAUAUCAGAGAAUUCUUUUCAUUUUCUGGUGAAAUUGACUACAUUGAAAUGCAAAGUGGAGACGAGAGAUCGCAAGUUGCAUAUGUGACAUUUAACAAGUCGGACGGUGCAGAGACAGCUCUUCUCCUCUCAGGUGCUACAAUAGUUGACAUGACCGUCACAAUCAUACUUGCUGCCGACUACGUACCACCAGCGGUUGCUCCCAUUCCUUCGAUGUCAAAAGACAGUCCAGCUAGUGGCUCUGAAUCAACUAUUCAGAAGGCGGAGAAUGCCAUCAGCACCGUGCUCGCCAAGGGUUUAAUGCUCGGGAAGGAUGUUUUAGACAGAGCCAAGACAUUCGAUGAGAAGCACCAGCUAACAUCUGUUGCAAAGACCAGCGUCUCCAGUUUUGAUCAAAAAACUCGGCUUAGUGAAACAAUAAGCACAGGAGCAUCUGCUGCCAACCAGAAGAUCUUGGAAAUGGACCACAGGUAUCAGGUUUCUGAGAAAGCAAGAUCAGCCAUUGCUGCUGCAGAGCAGACACUUAGCAAUGCUGGAUCAGCCGCCAUGGAAAACAAGUAUGUUUUUGCCGGGGUGUCGUGGAUGGUAGGCGCAAUCAACAAGGUAGCUAAGACUGCAAGUGAAGUUGGAACAAAAGCAGUGGAGAAAGCUGCAGUCAAGGAACAACAAAGGACGCCCUCUGAAGAUGAUGAGGCUGAAGGCCUCUUGUCGGUCACUCCUCUAGCUUCAUCUUCUGAUCAUCCUAAGAAGCCUGAGCCUGUUCAAGGCUUGAUUCUUUGAACUGGUUUCGCUACUCCUGUAUAUAAAUAUAGGGAACUCAGUACUCAUGUAGCUACAAUACGUGAUGAACUUUAUCCUAUUCUGUUGCUAUGGUUUGUAGGAAUAA
Messenger RNA from Zingiber officinale, 1085 nucleotides. RefSeq names its product binding partner of ACD11 1-like. The coding region runs from base 146 to 979 and encodes 277 amino acids. The transcript is spliced from 5 exons. Gene Ontology annotation, molecular function: RNA binding. Lineage: Eukaryota; Viridiplantae; Streptophyta; Magnoliopsida; Zingiberales; Zingiberaceae. The record is from RefSeq and is a predicted model, not a curated record.